AAUGGUGUUAGCAACCUCGAAUGAUGCUUCAAGGAGAUACGAGUAAGUCAGAAAAUUUGUAACUUUUUUUGACUCAACCACUCCCACCCACUCUAAUAAAAUCCGCCUCCCUCCCUCCCUCGCUUGCCUUUCCACUCUUAUUAAUUCUUCGCGUUUGCGGUCUUUGGAGGUGCGCGAGCCAGCGGAGUUGGAAGCAGAGGAGAGCUAAUUUCCUUUCCUUUCCUUCCACUUCACUCCUCCCCCGCCGCCUGAAGGAAUGGCCCCGACCCACUUCCCAGAUCACCAGUUGCUCCAAUCAGAGUCUUGAAUAGCCUUGAAGAUGGAGCCUUUGCUGGGGACUCACUCAGUCUCGCCAUUGACAUAUGCCCAAUUAGUAAAGUGACGUUUUGGUGGAAGUAAAAGCGAUUGCACCUUUGAGUAAAUUUUGGAGAGCCACGAAUGUUCGAUUCAGUCAAGUUGCUUUGAUGAGUGAACAUUGUUCUGAUGUCAAGCAAAUUUCGAUUCUUUUAGCUGAAGCAAAGGACCUUGCUGCUGCCUCGAAUCAGAAUGGAGGAGAGCCGAAGUCGCUUGUUGUCUGCUUUGGCGAAAUGCUGAUCGAUUUCGUGCCAACAGUGAGCGGGGUCUCGCUUGCUGAAGCUCCUGCUUUUAAGAAGGCACCUGGCGGUGCUCCUGCCAAUGUUGCUGUUGGUGUAUCAAGACUAGGUGGUUCAUCAGCUUUUAUAGGCAAAUUAGGUGAUGAUGAAUUCGGCCGAAUGUUGAACGACAUUCUGAAACAAAACAAUGUCGACAACUCGGGCAUACGAUUCGAUCCGGAUGCUAGAACUGCACUGGCAUUUGUAACACUGAGGGCUGAUGGUGAACGGGAGUUCAUGUUUUACCGCCAUCCAAGUGCAGACAUGCUGCUCACUGAAUCAGAACUCGAGACCGAUAUCCUCAAUCAGGCCAAGGUAUUCCAUUAUGGUUCGAUUAGUUUGAUCUCGGAACCAUGCAGAUCAGCACAUGUUGCAGCAAUGAGAAUUGCCAAAUCUUCCGGUGCAAUCCUCUCUUACGAUCCGAAUUUGAGACUGGCGUUAUGGCCCUCCGCUGAGGCUGCUAAAGAAGGAAUGAUGAGCAUAUGGAAUGAAGCUGAUAUUAUUAAGAUAAAUGAGGAUGAGAUAGUAUUCCUAACUGGUGGCGAUGAUCCAAAUGACGAUAACGUCGUCCUGAAGAAACUCUUUCAUCCCAACCUGAAGCUACUGGUUGUAACUGAAGGGUCAGCGGGAUGUAGAUAUUACACCAAGGAGUUCAAGGGGAGAGUUCCCGGGAUCAAGGUUAAAGCCGUCGACACGACUGGUGCCGGUGAUGCGUUCGUUGGUGGCUUCCUCAGCAGCCUAGCAUCUGAUCACAGUAUUCUCAAGGACGAGAAUAGGUUGAAAGAGGCUCUAUACUUCGCCAAUGCAUGUGGCGCUGUGACUGUAACAGAGAAAGGCGCGAUCCCUGCGCUUCCGUCCAAGGAAGCUGUAGCCCAGCUCAUGAAGCAAGUUGUUGUGGCGUCCUCGUGAAAGUGACUGCAGAGUUUGUUGCUUCGCCUUCUCUCCCCCGGGAUGUCCGAAGCAGAAAAUGCUCGUUAUGGGAAAGCAUUCGUCGAAUCCAGAUGCAGGGGAUUUCUUGGCAUGAAUAGGAGGCUAUUGGUCUGUAAAAUGAAAACGGCCAGUUGGCCCGUGCUAAGUUUUUUUUUUUUUAACUUUUUUGUGCUUUAUUUUACUUUUCCUUGUAAUAAUAUACCGGAACGUGAUCACUUGCAUAAAACAAGGAAAAUUGAAUAAAACGGGUGUUUGAUUCGGACAGAAGGGCUUCCUGUCCUGUUUCAUCAAUGGUGUUUUGUUAUCUUUUCCGAUUUGGGCUUCUCCCCAUCUUCCAUUGUGCCAACUUUGAACAAAGAAAGCUACAGCAUCUCUAAGGCUG
Linum tenue is the source of this 1944-nucleotide messenger RNA. The record is from the annotation of a GenBank genome assembly. NCBI's taxonomy places the organism in Eukaryota, Viridiplantae, Streptophyta, Magnoliopsida, Malpighiales, Linaceae.